UAAAUUUGUUUUAAAAACUAAAAUAAGUGAGUAUGAAUGGAGACCCAUUUGACGAGCGGUUCCUUGACCUCGUCCGCUGUUGACGCCGCCGUCGUCCCUCACUCACAUCAGAAAUUCAUCCUCUCUCCGCCGUGCCUUUCAUCGUCCUAUUAAAGGGCUUUUAUUAUUUCGCAACAAGACAAACCCACCAACUGUAUGAUACUUUUUUUGUGAGAAGAACAAAUAAACAUGGCAAACAGCAAAUACGAGUAUGUCAAGUGUUUUGAACUCGAGGACGAGGUUAUGUUUCCCAAUUUCAUCCUUGUUUCCAUAACCGCUUCUAAACUUCACAAACCUUAUCAUGUAAAUGCUUUGAAUUUGAUGAACUCUUGUGCCGUUGCGGUGCUUGAAGAGUAUGCAGAUAUAGUUCUCGCAUACGGGUUCAGUGAUGAGUAUACCUUUGUUUUUAAGAAGACCACCAAGUUCUAUGAAAGACGUGCUAGCAAAGUAUUAUCCAUUGUUUCUUCUUUUUUCUCAUCUGUCUUUGUUAGAAAAUGGCAUGAAUUCUUCCCGCAGAUGGAACUACAUUCACCUCCUUCUUUCCAUGGGAAAGUCAUACCUUGUGCAGCUAUAGAUGCCCUUCAAGCAUAUCUUUCGUGGAGGCAAAAUAUCUGUCAUUUGAAGAAUCAAUAUGAUCAAUGCUUUUGGCGACUUGUUGAACACGGAAUGAAUGAGAAGGAAGCGAAGGAUUUUAUCGAUGGUGCUAAGAAGCGUGACUUAAAUGAUAUUUUAUUUGAUGAGUUUAAUGUCAAUUACAAUACAUUGGAUCCAAUGUUACGACAAGGCUCAUGUGUUUUGAAGACAAUGGUAGGAGAUGUCGUGAAGUACACUGAAGAUGGUGCUCCGGUUGAAAGAAAAAGGAGAAAGAUAAACACAGUGCACUACAAGAAAAUAGCAAGCACAAGAUUUUGGAACGAACAAACUAUUCUUUUGAAGGAGCUUGGUGUUUUUGCGGAGGAGAUUAACAAUGUAAAGCCGGAGUAUGUGAGGUCCUUUGAGUUUGAUAGCAAGUUGAUGCCGUCUACAUGGGUUGUAGUUCGGAUAGAUGGAUGCCACUUCCAUAGAUUUUCUGAGAUACAUGAAUUUGUGAAGCCAAAUGACGACAGAGCUCUUAAUUUGAUGAAUUCAUGUGCGGUGGCUGUCUUAGAAGAAUUUAGGCAGGAUAUAGUAUUUGCUUAUGGGGUUAGCGACGAGUACAGUUUCAUUCUUAAGAAGUCCACUGAUCUUUAUCAAAGGAGAGCUAGUAAAAUCAUUUCAGCAAUUGUGUCCUUCUUCACUUCAACUUACGUGAUGAGAUGGAACAAUUUCUUCCCUCAAACUGAGUUAAAUUAUUCUCCUUCUUUUGAUGCACGAGCAGUGUGCUAUCCAUCUGCUGAGAUUGUACGAGACUAUCUUUCGUGGAGGCAAGUGGAUUGCCACAUAAACAAUCAAUAUAACACUUGUUUCUGGAAGCUUGUUGCAUCUGGUAAAAGCAAACGGGAAGCUCAACGUAGUUUAAAGGGUGCUCAACUGCAAAAGAAAAUUGAGGAAUUGGCUAUUGACUACAAUAAAUUGCCUGUGAUGUUCCGACAAGGAUCCUCAGUAUUUCGGGAUAGAAUAGACAAUGUUCUCAUCCAUCAGGAGAAUGGAGAGUCUUCUGAAAGUUACGGAAAAGUCGCUGUAGCACAUAUUGACAUAAUUGGAUCAGCCUUUUGGCUGGAACACCCGGGCAUCCUUGAUGAAAAGCUACAUGUGUGGAAGAAAUGUUGAGUCUGAUAAUUAAAACUUCAUUACUUUAUUUUUGUGCUUCUAAUUUUAUUUUAUUUUAGUUUGGUUUAACAUUCUUGAAUUCAUAUAUGUUCUUUUUUUUAUUUAAGAUAAUGAAAUUGGUAAGUACCACAUAGGUUUUAUUAUUUGUGAGUGGAAAUACUUGCAAGCAAGCUUUAGAUCCCUUUACUUUCCCCUUCUUAUGUGGUA
Molecule: messenger RNA, 1995 nt
Organism: Medicago truncatula (barrel medic)
Lineage: Eukaryota; Viridiplantae; Streptophyta; Magnoliopsida; Fabales; Fabaceae
Product: tRNA(His) guanylyltransferase 1
Exons: 2
Coding region: 229-1788 (519 amino acids)
Biological process (GO): tRNA modification
Molecular function (GO): magnesium ion binding; tRNA guanylyltransferase activity
Source: RefSeq, a predicted model, not a curated record